UCCUCCCGCUAUUCGUUGUGCCAAGAGGUCGGCCAAUCGUUCAAUCAAUUGGGGAGGCGGGGCAGAAGAGCUGGUCCUUAGCAACGAAGGGCGGGGUGGGCACGGAGAGGAAAACGUCACUGUUGCCGGCGGGCUGGCAAACACUUCUCCCCACAGGAGGCCCCCCCCUCUCCGUGACGCUUCUUCCUCUUCCCCUUUGCCAGAGUGACGCCAGCUCGCCAGCGUGCGCGUGACGUCAGAUUCAGGGCGGAGCGGGCGGGGCCGGUUUGAACGGCGAGCGACUGAGAGACAAUGGCUGUUAACGUGUAUUCCACUUCGGUGACAAGUGAUAACUUGAGUCGACAUGACAUGCUUGCCUGGAUCAAUGAGUCCUUACAAUUGAACCUGACAAAGAUAGAGCAGCUUUGCUCAGGUGCCGCUUAUUGUCAGUUUAUGGAUAUGCUAUUCCCUGGUUCUGUAACACUCAAGAAAGUAAAAUUCCAGGCGAAGUUGGAACAUGAAUACAUUCAAAACUACAAGGUCCUACAAGCAGGUUUUAAACGAAUGGGCGUUGACAAAAUAAUUCCUGUGGACAAAUUAGUGAAAGGAAAAUUUCAGGAUAAUUUUGAAUUUGUUCAGUGGUUCAAAAAAUUCUUUGAUGCAAACUACGAUGGGAAAGACUAUGACCCUGUGGCGGCUCGGCAAGGCCAGGAGACAGCACCAGCCCCUGCUCUAGUUGUACCACUACUGAACAAACCUAAGAAGAAUCUUGGUUCUGGUGGCACAGAUAACAGUUUUGUGGAAACUUCAGAACUAAAGGCCGCAAGAGUAGACUGUCCUGCUUCCUUAAAGAAAACUGCUAUGAUCGCUCCGACAAGGCCCAUGGUUGCCCAGAGAACAACAGUGUCUAAUAAAACUGGACCUGGGAUGGUUAAAAAGGCUCCUGGAGGAAUUGGAGAAGAUGAGUCGGCUGAAUUGAUCCAACAGAUUAACGUAUUAAAGAUGACUGUUGAAGAUUUGGAGAAGGAAAGAGACUUCUACUUUGGAAAACUGAGGAAUAUUGAGCUGAUUUGUCAGGAGAACGAAGGGGAGAGCGACCCUGUUCUGCAAAGGAUUGUGGAGAUUCUUUAUGCUACAGAUGAAGGUUUUGUGAUACCAGAUGAAGGAGCACCAGCAGAGGAGCAAGAAGAGUAUUAAUGGUCCACCAACUGUACCAGCAGAGCAGCAGCAUCAGAAUUCGGAAAUCAGAAUUCUUUGCCCCAAUCAUGUGCUUAUCUGUACAAUACUCCAUUUUAUUCUUAGAGGACUCACUGGUUUCUUUUCAUAAGUAAAAAGUACCUCUUCAAGUGCACUUUGCGUAAGUUUACUACUUCCCCCUCCAAUGGGUUUAAUUUGAGAGCUCUUUUCUUACUUUUGUAGCAGAGCAGUAUUAACAUCUAGUUGUCGGAAGCAAGAGGUUGAAUAUUUGGAGUUUGCAGAGUUGCUUGGUUGCCGGUAAGGCACUGAUUUGUGGAGAGUUUGCUGUACUGUGGUGUUUUUGUGUGUGUGUGGGCUGUGGGGAGUUAUAUAGUGGAGCAAUUUCAGGAUUGACUUUUUUGCAGGAAGGUUGAGCAAAUAUGAAAUGUGUUCUGCAAUUAAAGAGAUGCCUUAAGGGGGCUUAAACUGCUUCCAGAUGCCAAAUUAAAGUAAUGCAAUGGGGGAUUUUGUGUGUUCUCUAAUGGGGUUUGAGCAUCUGGCUUUCUUGUUCUGGAAGGAAUUGCUUGACGCCUCAAGUCAGUGAGGGCUCUGAAAGAGGUAAUUAAAAUGGCCCAAUAGCUAUAUAAAGCUGCCCCCUGAUCACUGAUUGUCAUAGGGGGAAAGGCCUUACUGUAUGUAGCCUGUUGCAAGACUAGAGUACGUAGGACUCAGAUGUGCUUGAAGGCCUCUUGGUUUUGCAGUACUGGCCAAUGGCAUGUGGUAUCUUCCAAAGCAAUAAGGCUAUCCCUUUUGAAACUCUUCACCUAAUUCACUGCCUGCAUCUAGACCCCUCCCUCACCCACCACCUGCUUUUGUGUCUCUGGUCCAUUGCAUUUUGUGGGUUCUUCUAUUCCUCUCUGCUCCCCUACUUCUUCCUCCUCUUCCAAGCCUGCUGACUAAACUGUAAUGAGUCAAAUUGUUUGUUUUGCAGUGCUGCACUGAGGCCAGUCUUGCUCUCCAGGCUGUCUCUGUGUUAUAUCCUCCUUGAGUUAGCCUCCCAGCAUUUAGCCUUUGCCAAUGCUCCUUCCUAUUGGUGAAGAAAAUGAAUUGAUGUGCAUUAAAUAGGAAAUCUAAUAUUGCAGAAAAUAUAGUGUUCGGAUUAAUUUUGAUGACAGUUUUUCAUGCUUGACCCUGCCCUUCUUCUGUGGAGCAAAUCCCUAACACUCCCCCUCCCAGGUUGCUGCUCUUUGGGAGGGGGCCUUUUUGAGACGGGACCCACAGCCACAGCCAAGACUGAGCCUCUGAGCUUGGCAUGCGCUUGGUCAUUUGCUUUCGGUGGUUAUGUGUUCUAAAUGUGUGUAGAAAGCAAAGCAUUUUAUGGUAACUGUUAUGUAGUGCAUGAAUCCCUAAGAAAAUUCAGAGGAAGACCCAAAUUCAACAAAUGCCAAAAAUGAAAAGAAGCAAGCCAUUAUUUAAAACAUCAGAGGUGCUAUUUCUCUUGUGGCCUUCUAGAUACUUGUUGCUGUAAACCAUAUUCCAACCAGACUCCUCUUGACAGGGUUUUUUCUACUUUUAAACAGUUUCUAAAUAAAGUUCUGUUAUUUCAAGAA
Molecule: messenger RNA, 2765 nt
Organism: Rhineura floridana
Lineage: Eukaryota; Metazoa; Chordata; Lepidosauria; Squamata; Rhineuridae
Gene: MAPRE1
Product: microtubule associated protein RP/EB family member 1
Exons: 8
Coding region: 292-1176 (294 amino acids)
Biological process (GO): spindle assembly; regulation of microtubule polymerization or depolymerization; protein localization to microtubule plus-end
Cellular component (GO): microtubule organizing center; cytoplasmic microtubule; microtubule plus-end
Molecular function (GO): microtubule plus-end binding
Source: RefSeq, a predicted model, not a curated record